CUUCAGUGCAACGAGCAAGUUGCAAGUUUAUUUUGUGAAAAUAGAAACGGAAUUUAGAGAACUUAAAUCAUCGGUAUUCUGAAUUUCAAGGCAGUACGGAGUUCUGGUGAAUAAUAAUAACAUAAUUUAAUCACUGUUUUUAUUCUAAGCUCCACUUAAAAUAUGGGUUCCACAUUUGAAAAAUAUUUGGAAUACAUGGCCGAUAAAUUGUACGACACAUCGAACGAUGACGACUUCAAAUCUGUGCGGGACUAUAUACUACGUAGGAUAGUAAUGGCUAAUGAUUUGUUGACCUCCACAUUUGAGGUUGAAUACUUAGAUUUUGGCAGCAGAGCUCUGCAAAUCCCAAAUUCUGACAGCGAUUACGACGUCAUGGUAGUGCUUAAGUUUCCCUAUUUCAAGGAUAUUUUCGUGCGGACGGACCAACAUCGUCCUGGAAUGUAUCACUUGGACUUAAAGGACGUGCCCUAUAACAGCUUCACAGCGGACAACCUGCUGGAUAACCGCUGCUACCUAAGCCGGGAUAAGGUCCAAACUUUGAUGCAGUGCAUCCUUAUGAAUGCCCACGACCGCACGGUGAGGAGCUAUCGACUGCGGUAUCGUCGCGGCCAAAAUUGCCACACCAUUAUCGCUGAAUCAAGUAAACGUACGUUCUGCAUCGACUUUGUGCCGGCAAUCAAGAUUCACUUCGAUGGAUUCGACUGCCACGCUGUCCCGAAGGAGGCACCAGGACCAAAACGGUCAAACGGAUGCACCUUUAUGAGGAUCCACCCUGCAAAUGAGAUGUUCUAUUUUAAAACGGGCGGCAAGAAGAUCCGAGACGCCGUAAUGUUGCUGAAGGCUAUGUGCGAAGCCAAGAACCUGCCCAAGAUUCGCAAAUACCACUUGGUUUCAUUGGCCAACGCUCUAAUAGAGGAGGACAAUUUCGAAGACUCUUCUUUGGAGUAUGUCUUUCUAGAUUUACUCUGCGAUCUUGCAGAUGCCUUUGACAACGGUCACCUUCCGUACUUUUUAUCGGAUCUGAAUCUACUCACAAACUUCAACCCAAAUCAGCUCCUCUCUUACAGUGAUGCUCUGGACAGUGCUUACUCCACACUUAAAACCUAUCCUGGACAAGACAAUCUAUCUUUCGCACGGUGCAGCUGGCACUUUUUUGAUGAUUAACACUUUCUGUUUUCAUUUGGGACUUAAACUAUAGAAGUAAUUAAACAAACGUCUUAAUGGACAAUAGAAAUAAAGCAAACAUUUUUGUUAUAUUAACUUCAAAACAA
This is a messenger RNA of Drosophila santomea, 1271 nucleotides long. RefSeq lists its product as uncharacterized. The record is from RefSeq and is a predicted model, not a curated record. NCBI's taxonomy places the organism in Eukaryota, Metazoa, Arthropoda, Insecta, Diptera, Drosophilidae. The transcript is spliced from 4 exons. Bases 163 to 1164 code for a protein of 333 amino acids.